AUGUGGAUCAUCGUGUUAUUUUUCCUGACUGGUCCCGACUGGAGCGCGGGGUGCCAGUUGCCCCACGACUGGAGACCCCAGACGGAGGCGUGUCGCGCCGAGCUGGCCGAGAUCAUCGUGUUCGCCAAGGUGCUGGCCCUGCACCAGGAACCGUACAACUACCUGCCGUGGCAGAGCCACGCCGACUUGCUGUACUCCGCCGAGAUCGAGCUGUUGUGCGAUCAGGCGUGGGGAAGCAUGCUGGAGGUCCCUGCUGGGUCCAGGUUUAACGUCACGGGUCUGGGUUACUUCUCCUGCUACUCCUACAGUGUGACGCCAAAUAACAAUUACUACUUCUUCAUAAAGAUGGAUGAAAACUACAAUAUGGUCCCCCACGGAGUGAACUUCCAGGAUGCCAUCUUUCCAGACACGGUGGACAACCAUCACACCUUUGCCAGCCUUUUCCAAUUUGCCAACUGCACACCCGGGACUCUGGUUCAUAGCUACACCCCCGAGUGGGAGGCUCAGGAGGAUAGCAGGUUGUUAUGCUCCACGGUGCAGAAGGCUCUGUUCGAGGAGGAGGAGAAGGUGAACACGCUGUCUCAAAAAGUGCGUUCGUUGGAGAAGGCAAACGGCCACCUGAGGGAGAAGGUGAAGACCAUGAAACGUCUGCUGCGACAGGCCCAACGAGACGCGGCCAUGGAGCGGCAAACGCUCAACCUCAAGCAUCUCUACGAAUCCAAGACGUCCCGAACGCACCCCCACCAGGACACCACCCAAGACCGGAAGGAGCCCCCCCUCAAGAGGGCGCUGUCAAAAAGGUUGAAGAAGUAG
Nerophis lumbriciformis (worm pipefish) is the source of this 813-nucleotide messenger RNA. The record is from RefSeq and is a predicted model, not a curated record. Lineage: Eukaryota; Metazoa; Chordata; Actinopteri; Syngnathiformes; Syngnathidae.